UCGGCUCGGCUCGGCUCAUCCCGGCUCGGUUUGGCUCGUUCCUGCCCCCCGUGCCGCCAUGCGGCUGCUGCCCUGGCUCAUGAUGCAUCUCGGAGCGGGCUCCGCCGCCUACGUGGUGUCGGUGGACGUCCGGCGAGCCGGGCGGCCCCUGGAGCGCUUCUGGAGGAGCACGGGUUUUUGCCCUCCUUUACCUCACAGCCGUGCUGAUCUCUUUGACCUGAGCAAAGAUCAAGAGCUGAACCUUGCAUAUGUUUCUUCUGUUCCUCAUGGCGGCAUUGAACAAGUUCGAAUUCACUGGUUACUAGAAUUGGUUGCUGUCAGAGUGAUGAAUGAGAAACUUCACUACAAUUUUACUGCCUUGGAUAACCUUAUGGAUCUCCUGUGGGAAAAUAAGUUAAUUCCAGGAUUCGAAUUGAUGGGAAAUCCAUCAGGAUAUUUUUUAAAUUUUGAACAUAAAGAGCAGGCAGUAAGAUGGAGAAAUUUAAUUACACUUCUGGCCAGGAGAUACAUAGAUAGAUACGGAUUGGAGCAUGUUGCUAAAUGGAAUUUUGAAACUUGGAAUGAACCAGACCACCAUGACUUUGACAAUGUGUCUAUGACAGUGGAAGGGUUCCUCAACUAUUAUGAUGCCUGCUCAGAAGGAUUAAGAGCAGCCAGUCCUCUGCUAAAAUUUGGAGGGCCUGGAGAUUCCUUUCACCCCUUUCCCAAGUCACCCAUAUGCUGGAGUCUUCUGCGUCAUUGCUACAAUGGAACCAACUUCUUCACAGGGGAGACUGGUGUAAGGCUGGACUACAUCUCUCUUCAUAAGAAGGGAGGUGGGCGUUCUCUCUACAUCUUGGAACAAGAGGUGGAAGCAGUUGAACAAAUUCAGAAGUUGUUUCCAAAUUUUGCUUCUGUUCCCAUAUACAAUGAUGAAGCAGAUCCUAUGGUUGGAUGGUCCAUGCCACAGCUGUGGCGAGCUGAUGUGACAUAUGCAGCUAUGGUUGUAAAGGUAAUCAUCCAGCAUCAAAACCUGCUUAUUGCCAAAGCCAACAACACCAUCAACUAUACACUGCUGAGUAAUGACAAUGCCUUCUUGAGCUACUACCCCCAUUACUUCACACAGCGGACUCUGACAGCACGUUUCCAGAUGAACAAUACAAAGCCACCUCAUGUCCAGAUGGUGCGGAAACCAGUGCUGACUGUCAUGGGCUUGCUGUCACUGCUAGGAGAAAAGCAGAUCUUUGCAGAAGUAAAGAGCAGUGAAGGCAAAAGCACUGAAAACGACACAGUUGGUGUCCUGGCAUCCGUGCACACCCCAAGUGAGCUGCAGCCCUCUGACAGUUGGCAAGCUACUCUACUGAUUUAUUCAAGUGAAGAUAACAGGACUUCAUCCAAUAUCAGCACUGUCACAGUGAAUGCCACCCACUUCCCCAAACUUAGAGAGCCAGUGUAUAUGACGUAUUACCUGGAUAACAACCAAACCAAUCCCUACCUGAAGUGGAAGGAACUAGGAAGCCCUGACUUUCCCUCCCCAGAGCAGUUCCAGCAAAUCAGGGAUGCUGAGGAUCCAGUGGCAACAGGACCCUUCACUUUUCCUGAAGGUGGCAUCCUGACACUGAAGCAAGACUUCCCCAUUCCCUCAGUCUUUCUCAUCCACAUCUGUGCAAGACCCAGUUCUGUUCCUGAUCAAGUGACUGGUGUUCGUUUCAUCCCUCUCACAAAAGGACAGGUUGUUGUGUUGUGGGACGAUGGUUGUGUAAAUUCAAAAUGUAUAAAGACAUUUGAAGUGCAGUUCUCACCAGAUGGAAAAGCCUACCAGCGGAUUAAUGCCAAAGACACAAUAUUCACUCUCUGGGUCUACAGUCCAGGAAGCUCAGUCUCCGGCUUUUACAAAGUGCGUGCCAUUGACUACUGGGGGAAGGCAGGCCUGUCCUCCGUUCCUGUGCAGUAUGUUGAAGCUUUCAAGUGACUCUGAAGAGUGGUGCCUGGUUUGUUGACUGAGUGGUGUAUGCUCCCUUCAGAUGACAACUCCCCAGAAAAGUAAACUCCUCCCAGGCUUAGGAGGGAGUAUUGAAAGGACCCGAUGAAGCAAGUUGGGAAUGCAAGUUGGAAGCAACUGUCCACGUUAACUCUUCAGAGAUCAAAGUCAGGAUUAUCAAACAGCCACAACUAACAACCCAGCUUGUACAAUUAUGGGACUGGGAUUCGGUUUUCUAACUAAGAAUUACAGAAAUAAAUUUUUGUUAUUCUCUAUUUUUCACUGA
Messenger RNA from Oxyura jamaicensis (ruddy duck), 2246 nucleotides. It is a transcript of the gene IDUA, whose product is annotated as alpha-L-iduronidase. Lineage: Eukaryota; Metazoa; Chordata; Aves; Anseriformes; Anatidae. The record is from RefSeq and is a predicted model, not a curated record. Gene Ontology annotation, molecular function: L-iduronidase activity. The transcript is spliced from 14 exons. Bases 59 to 1951 code for a protein of 630 amino acids. Gene Ontology annotation, biological process: carbohydrate metabolic process.